GGCCAUGAGCGGGAGCGGCGCGAACCGGGCCUUGGAGCUGCUGCGCUCUCUGCCCAGGGUCAGCCUGGCCAACCUGAGGCCCAACCCCGGCUCCAAAAAGCGGGAAAGAAGACGUGGCCGUGGAAGAUACGGAGGUAGGAAGUGUGGCCGAGGUCACAAAGGAGAAAGACAAAGAGGGAAUCGCCCCAGACUAGGCUUUGAGGGUGGUCAAACUCCAUUUUAUUUGGCCAUACCAAAAUACGGAUUUAAUGAGGGACAUAGCCUCAGACGUCAGUACCAACCUCUGAGUCUCCAGAGGCUGCAGUACCUGAUUGAUUUGGGCAGAGUUGACCCCACACAGCCGAUUGACCUAACUCAGCUCACUAAUGCCAGAGGUGUAACAGUGCAGCCUCUCAAGAGGGAUUACGGUGUCCAGCUCGUGGAGGAGGGUGCUGAUAUUUUUGCAGCAAAAGUAAAUAUUGAAGUGCAGAGGGCAUCUGAAUUAGCAAUUGCAGCCAUAGAAAAAAAUGGAGGCGUAGUAACAACAUCGUUCUAUGACCCAAGGAGCUUGGAAAUUUUAUGCAAGCCAGUAGUAUUUUUCCUCCGUGGCAAACCUAUCCCAAAGCGAAUGCUCCCACCUGAAGAUCUUGUCCGUUACUACACAGAUCCCAGGAAUCGGGGCUACCUGGCAGAUCCAUCUAAGGUUGCAGAAGCCAGGCUGGAACUUGCCAAGAAAUAUGGUUAUGUGUUACCAGACAUAACUAAGGAUGAACUCUUUAAGAUGCUAAGUGCACGCAAGGAUCCUAGACAGAUAUUUUUUGGUCUUGCUCCAGGAUGGAUCAUAAACCUGGCAGACAAGAAAAUUCUAAAACCAACUGAUGAGAGUUUGUUGAAAUACUACAGCUCAUGAAUUCAGGACUGGACACAAUUGCAGGUGUACAGGAAACAUCUGGGUAUGAAAUAAUGGAUAGAAGUAGUGUGUGUCUGUUUGUUUUUAGGACUCCUAUUAUACUAGAAAAAACAUUUUUUUCUUCAUGUAGUUUUCUGGUGUAGCUCUCAACUUUUUUAUUGUCAUAAUAGAGUGUGUCAGAAGUCUUAAUAUUUGAAAACAAUGUGGAGUCUUGACAUAAAAUGUGGGCACUUUCUUUUCCAAUGGUUUGCCAGUUAUUUUUUCAAACAAAAGGUUUUGGUGUUGCAUUUGUUUCAGAGGAUAAUUCCAAAGAGUCAUUUGAUCUAAUACUUAGUUUAUAUUUCCCCUUCUCAAUUUAAAAUUGGAAACAUGACUGUACAAAACUAAAACUAGUUUACAGUCGUAUUGCAUGAAAUUAUAAGUUCUAGAAAAUGUGUCUUCAAUAGCUCUAAGAGGUAUUUUUGGUUGGGGGAAAAAUAAAAAGAACCAGAAAAAGUACUAAAGAUUGCAAUAACCUCUUCGGUUCCAUAGCUAUGUUUUUGAUUUUGCCGUUGCCAUCAGUAGCACUAGAGCUUGAGAGAUCUUGAUUUUCCUUUUAUUUCUUCAUAUGUAAUUGAGGAAGACAGAGUGUGCAGUUUAACUUUCUAUCUAAAAUUUGGGCUGAGGGGAAAGAUAGCUGUCUUAAUUCAAUGGAUUUUAUUAUUCAAACAGAAUUUAAAACUUGUCCUGAUGCAAAUGUAAUCUUCUUAAUAAAAAUGCAUAGCUGAAUCCAGAAUAAAGGAUGGGGAUGUGAUUAUGAAGGAUGGGGUUGUGAUGAACAAAGUCCACAGUUAGAAUUCAGUUUUCAGCUUGAUCACAGAUUGCGUGUGUGGCAGUGGACAAAUGAAUUUUGAUGUUGUGAAAAGUUAUGAACAAAUUGUGUUUAUGGGAAACACUAUUUUAAUCACACCAACUUAAGUCUUGAAAAAUAUUUUUCAACCAAGGUUUGUUAUAUCAGUCUCUCCAGAAUACGGUGUUAUUACUAUGCAAGAGUAUUGUAGGUUUUAUGUGGAAACUUAGGAUUGGGCAUUUGAGACAGUGAACCAGACAGUAAAGAAGGAUGAAAGGGGAGACCACGAUAAUGUAUCACAAUGUGCCCUGACUGCUCAGAAGUUAAUGAGCUGCUUCGUAAUUACAUGGUUUAAUGGCAGCUGAAUUUGGCUUUAAAAUAGUUAUAAUUUGAUAAUAAGAGUCCAGGAAGCAGUCCAGGAGACCAGAAGUCAUCUUGCUUUCCAAUUUUCAUGUGCCUUUGGAAAUGCUACUUAGAGUUUCCUGUAGCUGCCAAACCAUCCCAUCUCAUAGGGAAAGUCCUCUGUGUGCUAGAGGACUCCUCUUUCUCCUGUAUGACAUCUGUGUUUUGCUGGUAUGCCUCAAUGGGGGAGGAUUU
Messenger RNA from Cinclus cinclus, 2315 nucleotides. RefSeq names its product mitochondrial ribosomal protein L15 (gene MRPL15). Bases 5 to 889 code for a protein of 294 amino acids. Gene Ontology annotation, cellular component: mitochondrial large ribosomal subunit. Gene Ontology annotation, molecular function: structural constituent of ribosome. NCBI's taxonomy places the organism in Eukaryota, Metazoa, Chordata, Aves, Passeriformes, Cinclidae. Gene Ontology annotation, biological process: translation. The record is from RefSeq and is a predicted model, not a curated record. The transcript is spliced from 5 exons.